AUGGAUUUCCAGUCGUCGCAAAACGGCAUGUACGACCCCUCGAGCUUCAUCGAUCCCAGCGCCAUCGCUGGCAACCAGAUGAACGGCACGCGACCGUACCCAAUGUCGUCAAUACCCCAGAAAAGGGACUCGACAGGCGCGACCAUGUCGCGUUCCCAGACACCAUCGCAACAAUUCUUCCAGCAAGGCUUUGCUCACACACCUUCCCCAACUAUGCAGAACCAACAUUUCCGACCCGGUCAAAUGCCGCCGCAACGGAUGCAGACGGCCUCUCCGGCGCAGAAUCCGCAUGCGCCUCAGAUGUCUCCCAUGAACUUCGCGCAAGGCUCUCCCAUGGGCCAGGGCUUUGAUCCCAAUGCUGGCGGCCAGUUUCCAGUUCAACCAAUGCAAUCGAUACAACUGUCUCAGAAUCUCCAGCACAAGCAGCAGGAGGCUCAAAGAGCAUAUGCUAUGCGACUACAAGCGCAGCAGCAGCAGCUCGGAAAUCUAGCGGCAAGCAACAUGGCUGCGCAGCAAAGACACCAGGCAGGACAAACACCCGGCGCGCCGGGCCAGCGUCCGGGCAUGCAGCCCCAGCUGAUGCCGGGGCAACAAAUGCAGAACCCCCAAGCAAAUCCUCAGACCUUCCUGAAGAACGUGCAUUCUCUCAUGGCCCAGAAUCGUCGACCUUUCAACCCCCAACCGCAAGUCGCCGGCCGAACAAUCGAUCUCUUCAACCUAUAUUCAAUUGUCAUCAAAUUUCGAGGUUCCAGAAACGUUACAACGAACAACGCAUGGCCGCGGAUCGCACAACACCUGGGAAUUCCGGUACCGCAGUUCCCCACUGCACCGGAAGAGCUGCGACAAGUUUACGAGGCGAACCUUGGGCUGUACGAGCAAAUGUACAUACGUAGCAAGACACAACAGGAGCAGAUGAAGAUGAACCCUAUGGCACAAAUGGGACAGAUGGGACAGCAGAUGGGCCAGCAGAUGGGACAGCAGAUGUCGCCAACAAGGAAUCCAAUGGCCGGUGCCCCGAACGCUGCUGCGGCGGCGGCGCAACAGGAGUACAUGCAGCAACUCCAAAGGAAACAGUUGCAGCAACAGGCCCAACGCCAGUCUGAUGCUGGACUACAGCAGCAGCAACAGUUCGAACAGCCAGUACAGCAGCCGCAAUCGACCCCAUUGCAAACGAACGCUACGCCUGCCCUAGCUAACGGUCGGAGUACUCCACAAGCCGAUGGCAAUCUGGUGGGACAACAUCGCAAAAGCAUGAGUCGUCCACUCGAAGGAACCCCGGCUCCGUCUUCAGAUCCAGCGCAACCGAGCGGAACGCCCAUAAAAGCCGAGCCAGACGCUGCCGUAACUCAAUCUGCACUCGAACAGAAACGUCACAUCGAAGAAGAAGAAGAUGGAAUCUACUAUAGACCUGCGACUAAUUUGACCAUCAAAAACACAUGGGGAGUGUUGGAACUAAGUGAUGAGCUUGUGCAAGAGGUCAGCAAGAAGUUGCAUUGGAUGCCCAACGUUCCAGAACUGCGGGAGAUGGGAGUGGUCGACAUACGCGCGCUAACCAUGAGUAUCCGCUCUGGCCUACACGCGGAGACCAGGUUGGCGCUGGAUACUCUGUCCAAAUUGACCCAUGAGAAUAACAUCCAACUGGACCUGGAGCAGUGCGACGACUUAGUGGAAGUGCUGGCAGACUACGCCGAAGAUCAACUCGAGAUCCUAGGCACUGACAACCCAGAAGUGACCGAUAUAAUCGAGCUUAUGUCUUAUGAGGAUAUCCUACACAACUGCCAGACAGAGGUCAAUACGCUUCAGGAUCUCCCGGAGUUCGGCACCAAAGCAUAUGACCUCGACCGAACCGCAGAUCGGGUGCUUGCCAUAACAUCCAUAAUUCGGAAUUUAUCCUUCCUCGAAAUCAACCACGCCCGCCUCUCCUCGCCGCCCGUACUAAAGUUCCUUUCGAAUGCGAUACGACUGGUCGGCACCAGAAUGCUCUUUCUCAGGUCUUACAUCCAUACACUGGACUUCAUGAAGGAUCUGAUCACGUUUUUCUCCAACUCGAGUACCAGGAUUGCGCUACCUUCCAGAGAGGACGCUUACGCCGUGCUCCAUUUCCUAUGUGCAUUCGCCCCCAGCCCUCGUCCGGGACUCCCUGUGCGUUUCACUUCGUACAAUCCCAAAGUCCAUCGCUAUCUUCCGUCGGCUGUGGACAGCAUGGCCAAGCUGCUUGCUAUCGACGAUCCCAAUCGGACAUAUUAUAAACAGAUAUUUAUCAACGAAGCAACGUCCGAUCCUCCAUACGACCUUCUUACCCGUGCAUUCGCGCUCGCGAUCGCAGUUGUGCCGGAUAGAACCGAAGGGAAACUCCACGAUCUAGCUGAGACCCGACCUAAAGAAGUGCAACACUACGAGGCACGGGUCGCAGAGGCUCGAAAACCAUAUCUGAUGCAAGGCAUGCUUGCUGCAGAUAUCCUUGCUUCUCUAGCCCCUGGGCCUGAAAGCGGCGUCUGUCGUUCUUGGCUAGAAGCCGAGGAUGGGUGGGCGAACAGCUUGCUGAAGUUCGCCAUGUCGCUCUGCUCGCUGGACGCCCGAAUGCAACAACCCCCACCACAACCGAACCAUCGCGGGCAAAGGCCUAUGGAACAGGAUCGGGAAGGGUACCAUCUCAUUGUCAAUCGAGCUCUGUCGAUGAUCAAGCGGCUUGGUGAUAAGUCUAAAGGCGCAGAAUCACUGGUCAAAAGCGUUGAAACGAACGGGACUGGCUAUGACAACGAAGAAGACGAUUGGGUAGAUGACAUGGAAGAACUUGAUGUCGGAGGCACGACUUGGAAAGUCAAGGCAGACAUUCUGCCUCGAAAAGAAACAGUGCUUGGCGCCUUGCUGAUGCAUCAAUUGGAUGCGAGGGCUUUGCGACAGUUUUGCGGGCUCGGUUACCUUGCGGAAAACUGA
Molecule: messenger RNA, 2937 nt
Organism: Didymosphaeria variabile
Lineage: Eukaryota; Fungi; Ascomycota; Dothideomycetes; Pleosporales; Didymosphaeriaceae
Exons: 1
Coding region: 1-2937 (978 amino acids)
Biological process (GO): regulation of transcription by RNA polymerase II
Cellular component (GO): nucleus; SWI/SNF complex
Molecular function (GO): transcription cis-regulatory region binding
Source: RefSeq, a predicted model, not a curated record